AUGCUUCCCCAGCAGAAUCAGAGACCAGUUCAUGCGCGUAAAUUGACAAUAAAUUUCAUGUCGGCAAUGUUGCCAGUUGUGCUAGUCGCUCACAAGGAAGAUAUGAUUUUCAAGUGGGCCGACCUGUCUGUCCCAGCAAAGUGUCUCUCGUCCACACAAUGCUCCGCAUUCACCCCAGCCAUUCUCUCCUCUGCUCCAGUCUGGGGCGGUUUAAUUGCCAUUGGCAAGGUACCACAAGCCCGGCCACGGCGGGAUUGGCGUCGGAUCGAGUGUUCUGGCUGGUGUGAACAAGCCCUGGGUACCAGAGAAAAGAGCAGACGUUGCUAA
Protopolystoma xenopodis is the source of this 327-nucleotide messenger RNA. Lineage: Eukaryota; Metazoa; Platyhelminthes; Monogenea; Polystomatidea; Polystomatidae. The record is from the annotation of a GenBank genome assembly.